AUGAAGACGUCUGUGGCCAUCAGCACCGCGGUGCUGGGCUUUGCCAGCACACUCGUCGCUGCUCAGUAUAAUACUACCGCGACCACAACCGCUACUCCGACACAGGAGCCAUGUGCUCUUGUCAGCGCGUCGUGGGUCGCCCAGACUGCGACGACACCGACCCCCACGGUGGAGGCAGCUCUGGCCUACCAGUGUCUGAACAGUGUUCCUAUCAACAAGGAAUCGGCACUGAAGUUCCUGGACGCCCUUGUUCCUUACCUCGAAUGGCAAUCGGACACCGCGUUCAAGAAGAACCCACCAGCUGAUUAUUUCUAUCCGCCUUAUGACCUAUGGGCCGAGCUGGCCAGAAUCCGAGAAGGUGUAGCGGCCGACGCGUAUCCCAAUGAGUAUUCGUGGCAAGCAGACCUGUACAAUAGCGCCUGGGCUCCUGGCCACGAUGGUCACCUGAUCGUCUACACCGACGUCUUGACUAUCGCCGUGGAGUGGGCCAGGCAGUGGGCCCUGGUAUCGAUCAGCGAGGACGGCAGCUCCUUGCCUGUGAUCAAGGUGUAUGGUGACGUUCUCGCGUCCCCUGAGACGGCAUCUGUGGUCAAGCUCAUCAACGGUGUUGAUGCUGCAACUUUCCUCGGCGAUUGGAUCUUCAAGAUGUCCAGCAACCAGGAACCGGACUCCGCCUACAACUCGUUGUUCUUCUCAAAGGCAUACAACCAGUCUGGAAACCAGGGCUACUUCAAGUCCGGCGGUCGCCCCAGAUAUGUCUACCCUGAUGCGGAGACCACACUCACGUUUGAGAACGGAACCGAGGUAACUCUGCCCAAUGUUGCCAGACUCAAGGGCGAUUGGAGGGGUGUCACAGAUGGAGCAGCCUUCUUGUCCAGAUUUGCUCGCAAUGCGGUUCCGUCAACUACUGCCUCAGCAAGCUCUCUUCCCUCGCAAACCGCUACGAGUACAAUUGAAUCGCUCACGACUACGGCUUCACCAUCGAUUGCCGCAGCGUCGACCUCUGUUCCUGGAUACCCGGCGCCAUACAUAAUCUCCAGUGACAGAAUCGUUUCCGGCUAUUUCCUGGAAGGCGAGGGUUUCGAGGAUGUCGCUGUCCUGGCAAUGACAUCGUUUUCCCCUAGCAACCCUCCCGAGUUCCAGCAGGUCGUGCAGGACUUCUUUGAGGCUGCUGUCGCUGCCGGGAAGAAGAAGAUUGUGCUCGAUGUCCAGACCAACGGUGGCGGCUACAUCUUCCAAGGAUACGAUACCUUCCGCCAGCUCUUCCCCGAUAUUGUCCAGAACGGUACCGGACGCUGGAGGAACUCUGCCGGCUUUGACGCCGUUGCCAACGUGACUUCAGCUGUCUGUGCUGACUUCGACCCCCUGACCGCCGAUGCCGCCUUGAUUUUCCAGUGCAAUGCUGUGUGGAACUGGCAGUAUGACAUCGACGUCUCGGAUAACAACUUCAAGUCCUAUGAGGACAAAUUCGGCCCCAUCGAGUUCAAUGGCGACCAGUAUACCGACGUGAUGCAGUGGAACUUCAGCAACCCCUUAGACACAAGCAACACUACAUUCGGAAUUGGAUAUGACGUUACCGGCUACGGCAGCCGUGACAACUUCAAGCGGCCUUUCGGCGGCCCAGAGAACAUUGUUCUAUUGCUCGAUGGGUAUUGUGCUUCGACCUGUACCUUGUUCUCCCAGUUUUUGAAGUGGGAUGCCGGAGUUAAGUCGAUUGCCAUGGGUGGGCGGCCCAAGGAAGGACCAAUCCAGGGAGUUGGUGGUGUCAAGGGCUCGCAGAGUUAUUCCUUCUCAGGAGUAUAUGACCUCGUCAACACGACCAAGGGCUACACCAACGACACCGAGCUUCUUGCAGAACUCGACAGAUACUCCGACUACGUCUUCGACAGAGCCUUGACCCUGAACCUGAACGUCAAGGAUGAGAUCCUCCCCCCGAAUCUCGAGGAUGGAACCCCUGCACAGUACAUUGCCGAGUAUGCCGACUGCCGUCUCUACUGGACCGAGGAUAUGCACACGGACAUCACGAACCUGUGGAAGGCGGCUGCCACGGCUGCCUUCAACGGCGGAAAGUGUGCCUCUGGCGGCUUCGACUCGGCGCCGGCAACGAGACGCAGCGCUGAUCGUCCGGCUCCCUUCAACAAGGGCAGAAUCACAUUGCCCGUGAAGACCCCUGAGAGGGUCCCUGUUGCUAGCAUCGCGAAGCGGACAAUCAGUGACAAGGUCCACAAGCUGAUGAUGGAGCAGCAGCACAUGAUGGUAAUAGACUGA
Messenger RNA from Neoarthrinium moseri, 2268 nucleotides. RefSeq lists its product as uncharacterized. Gene Ontology annotation, molecular function: serine-type peptidase activity. The transcript is spliced from 2 exons. The record is from RefSeq and is a predicted model, not a curated record. NCBI's taxonomy places the organism in Eukaryota, Fungi, Ascomycota, Sordariomycetes, Amphisphaeriales, Apiosporaceae. Gene Ontology annotation, biological process: proteolysis. The coding region runs from base 1 to 2268 and encodes 755 amino acids.